Messenger RNA from Lineus longissimus, 2411 nucleotides. RefSeq names its product solute carrier organic anion transporter family member 4C1-like. Gene Ontology annotation, biological process: sodium-independent organic anion transport; transmembrane transport. The transcript has 10 exons. The record is from RefSeq and is a predicted model, not a curated record. NCBI's taxonomy places the organism in Eukaryota, Metazoa, Nemertea, Pilidiophora, Heteronemertea, Lineidae. Bases 190 to 2241 code for a protein of 683 amino acids. Gene Ontology annotation, molecular function: protein binding. Gene Ontology annotation, cellular component: plasma membrane.
CGUAUUUUGCUUUGGUCGUGAAGAGCGGUCUUGUUUGUAAACAAUUUAGAGUGAUGUGUAAUUUGUUAUAACAGCUCCAAGGUUCAAGCUGUGAAAUCUAGUUAUAGUUUAAGUACCCGCCACUCGACCACAGGGUCACUAGGAGUGAUUAUCCACGUGUUAAGUUUGAAACAAGCUUGUUCACUGACCAUGGACAGAGGAAAUAGUUACCUACCAGACACAGAUUCCAGUGAAGAUGACAUUUCCAACAUCGCUGUGGAGAAACCAGUGGACAUCAGCACGGAGCUUGGGUAUUGGGGAUGGCGACCAAGAUGGCUGCAGAGAUUCAACAAUUCCAAAACGGCACUUGUGAUGCUAUGCUGCUUUACCGCUAUCCAAUCCUUCAUUGUGGUUGGCUCGGUGAACAUCAACCUGCAGAUGUUAGAACGGCGCUUCAACUUGGACAGCACCCAGGUCAGCUUCAUCGUGUCAGCUUAUGAUGUCCUCCAGUUGUUUCUUAUCUUACCUAUCGGAUUCUUCGGACACAACUGGCACAAACCCCGAGCGAUGGCCAUCGCCUGUGCUUUCACAGGCCUCGGCUCUCUCUUAAUGGCUCUGCCUCAUUUCGUAUCGGAGGAGUAUGAGCUUGGGCAGUCAUUUCUCGACGUAUGUAGCGCCAACACCACAGCCAUGUGUGACCGGAGUGACAUUGAUCUCCACUCCCAUGCCCUUUACAUAUUCAUGCUCGCCCAAGCCUUCCACGGAGUUGGCGGAGCUUUCCUUUAUGUCCUCGCCGUGGUCUAUAUUGAUGAGAAUGUUCAGGUCCACUCCACACCCCUCUAUAUCGGUAUCUUUGCCCUUGCCAGUACGCUCGGUCCGGCCACUGGGUUCAUCGCCGGUGGCGAGCUCCUCUCUUUAUACGUUGACGUGGAUAAGAUCCCUUCCGAUGAGAUUGGCAUCACCCCUGAGGAUCCACGAUGGGUAGGAGCAUGGUGGAUCAGUUUCCUGGUUGGGUCCUUCCUCGCCUUUCUCUGCAGUGCCAUGCUAUGCUGCCUCGGAAAACAACUGCCAGAGGCGGAAUCAUUGCGAAAGGAUCGCAUGUCCAACGGGCAUGGGACAUUGGAAGAAAACGAAGGAGUACUCCAGGGCACUAUCACAUUGAAGCAUCUCCCAAAGAAUACGUUACUCUUACUGAGGAAUUCCACAUUCAUGCUCUUGGUUGUGGCUCUUACUUGUCAAGCCAUGCUCAUCAAUGGGAUGGGGGCAUUCCUACCAAAAUUCAUUCAGAACCAGUAUAACGUGGAACCAUCUUGGGCAGCUAUGUUGACAGGUCUGAUCGUCAUUCCCGGUGCUGGAGGUGCAGAGAUGCUUGGGGGCUUUUUGCCAAGGCGGCUCAAACUAGAGGUCCGUGGCAUGAUCCGCCUCAGUCUUAUCUUCCUAGUGAUCGGCAUCGCUUCUCAACCCAUUAUGCUGGCCAUGUGCGACGUGGCUGACAUGCCGGGCACGAAUCAGCAAUACCAAUUAAACACAUCCACCAUGACAGCCAACUUGAUUGACACAUGUAACUCACAUUGUAAUUGCUCAACUCUGACUCGGGAACCCAUUUGUGGACAAGACAAUAGGGAAUACUUCUCCCCUUGCCACGCUGGAUGCGAUACGGUCCAGAAAUCGUGGGAUUCAAACGAUAAGAUGUAUGGCAACUGUAGCUGCAUCUCUCAGUAUCUCGGUGACAGCGAGUCGUACAAUGCAACUCAAUGGGCGUCGAUGGCAACCAGUGGACGCUGCCCUACUUCCUGUAAUCUACUUCCGGUCUUCAUCGUAUUCCUCACUGUCGCCAUAUUCUGUUUAUUCAUGCCAACUAUACCAACUGUCAGUGCUAUUUUGCGGUGUGUGCCAUACAGACAGAGAUCGUACGCUAUCGCAGUUAAAGGCUUUAUAGCCCGUAGCCUUGGUUCCACUCCAAGCCCGAUUUUCUAUGGCUCCAUCAUAGACAGUGCUUGUAUACAAUGGCAGGAGAAGUGUGGAGAGAGAGGGACGUGUUGGGUGUACGACAACAAUGCUCUGGGACUUCGCAUGUUUUUGAUCAAUCUUGCCGUCCUUAUUGUGUGUGCAGUUUUAUAUUUCUGUGCUCAUCUUGUUCACUGCCCAAAUAAGACUACUACAGUUAUUGCCGAGAAUGGCCCCAGCAUUACUAACUGUGAGAUAAAUGAAACAAAUUCACAAGAGCGAAUGAUAAUGUUGGAAAAAACAACUGCGGCAUAAUCAUUUGCAUGGGCUGUGCGCUCGGCGUGGUCGUUAUCAUCACUUGUUAAACUCUACACCUUAAAGAGGUACACGUAGCGUAUAUAUACCUUCCGAUGACUUCCGACGGUUCAAAAACACCCAUUUUGAUGUACAGUAUUAAAACAAAUAUACAUGUUAUCUUCCUUCUU